Kluyveromyces marxianus DMKU3-1042 is the source of this 723-nucleotide messenger RNA. It is a transcript of the gene RRF1, whose product is annotated as Rrf1p. Gene Ontology annotation, biological process: translation. Bases 1 to 723 code for a protein of 240 amino acids. The record is from RefSeq and is a predicted model, not a curated record. The transcript has a single exon. NCBI's taxonomy places the organism in Eukaryota, Fungi, Ascomycota, Saccharomycetes, Saccharomycetales, Saccharomycetaceae. Gene Ontology annotation, cellular component: mitochondrion. Gene Ontology annotation, molecular function: ribosomal large subunit binding.
AUGUCGACUCAAGCUUUCAGAGUUGUUUUGGCUGGUACAAAAAAUGCUAGUUUUGUCAAUGUUAGGGGAUUCAAUUCCAGCGCGUUACUCUUCGCAAAGAAGAAGGCCAAAGCUGCGAAAGGUGGAAAGAACUCGACAGAAGAGCCUCUCGAAGUCAUUGACGUGAAGAAAUAUGUCAAAGAUGCCACAAAUCAAUUUGAAAAGACCUUAGAGCUUCACAAAAAGAAGCUUGCGGAGAAAAAGAUAGGUACGGCAAGCCCAGCGAUAUUUAAUGAUUUAAAGGUUGGAAAGGAUGGACAGAAAUUUACUAAUGUUGCUGCGACAAGUUUAAAGGGCAGAAACUCUCUCAUUGUUACUGUCUUUGACCCUAAAGAUACUAAAAACGUGGUUAGUGCCAUCAUGGGCGCUGGUAUGAACCUAAACCCAGAGAGAAUUCCAAAUAAUGAUCAACAGUUGAAAGUUUCCUUACCACCAAUUACAACUGAGACUCGUCAAGCAUUAUGUAAAGACUUGAAAAAGGUAUUUGAAGAUUAUAAACACUCCGCAAUGAAAGACUCUUUGGGUCAUAUUAGAAGUGAAAUUAUGAAAGACUUAAAGCACCUUGAAAAAAAGAAUGAUGAUGUAAAAAAGGUUAUUCAAGACAUAGAGAAAGUUCACAAGGAGUAUGUCAAUAAACUUCAGGAACAAUUAAAACAAGCAGAGAAAAGUAUUAUGAACCAAUAG